AUGGGCCGCAGCUCCUCCCAAUAUUUGGAUCCAGUUUUACAAAGAGUAGAUUGGAAGGAGUUCAAAACAAGCAGAGGCAUUGAACAUUCUGUCCUUGAGCCAUUGCUUAUACCUCCAAGGAAGGUACUGUCCCCCCAGGAAUCACCCUCCGGCGAGUUGUCCUCUGCUAGACUGUGGUUGUCAUCACAUUCCAGCGCAUUUGGUACCCGGCAUGGCCCAGAUAAAUUACUGAGCCAGCUCUAUAAAGCCAAGAAGGUUCAAAAUGUGUGCCCACCCAUUGCGCCACUCUAUGAAAUGACAGAUCCAGUGUGCAUCACUUGCCUGUUAAAUGGUGUAGCUGUCCCAACGCUGCUUGCUUGGACGUUCAGCUCUUGUCCAAUGGGUUGUACCCAGCAAGUUGGGCUGAGGUCUCUAGCAUUGUUUGCCCGACUUGCCCUUAGCUGGCACAUGAAGUCAAAAAACCCCCAUGAUGAUGUCCCAUUAGCCAAUGGCACAGCAUUCUUGACAGCAAACCAACCAUACAUGCAGCACCUCAAAAUUGCCAAAGAAAAUAAGGUGGAGUCUACUUGUAAUGACCACAGAGCUGUAAACCUGGCAAACAAGGACUGGCAGCACCUCAUUGCUACCGGGAUUGGUGCUACUGCCUGUGCCCAGCAUGGAGUAUUUUGCUUGGGUGCCAUAGUGGAUUUUCAGAAAGGUGAACACCAAGUGAACAUGGACUAUUCCCUGUGUCAGGCCUUGUCUUUAUUGGCUGGGAUUAACUCAGUCAUAGUCCUCUACAAUAUAAUGUGCCAAUACAGUAAACACUUCUUGAAGAGGGUUCUUGAAGGUCCUUACCUUCAGGUCUCCAGUGGUGUAUCCAUAUACAAGGGCAUUAGAUUAUUUCAUGUGCAUGGACAUCAAGACAUCUGCUUCCCAAGAUACGCCCCUAAAUUCAUCCCCAAGGCCAGGCAGGUUGAUGUCCCAGCACUUUGCAAGAAGUUCAAAAAGGUUCAACAAGGCUUGCCAUCAAGCAAGAUUGCAUUCAAAAACAUCAAUUCCACUGCAGACUCCAAGGACACAGAGGCCCGGAUUGCCCAGGAAAAAAAGGCACAGCAAAACCAGCUGCAUAAAGAAGACACCAUGAAUAUAUAUGAACAAAGCAAAAAUUCAGCUGCAUUUAUUGCAACAGGAAACAAGAAAUGGAGUGGUUUAAGAAACUGCUGCUUAGUUAUCAGUGGGUCUGAAGUUGGAAGAGACUCAGAUACAGCUGCAAAUCCAAACUCCAACGAAGACAACAAUGCAAAAGACAUAAAUCUGUUUGACCUCUCGGGUUCCUUUGAUGGCGGUAAUGAGCCUAUUGAGAGGAGAAAAUUGGUGUUACCCUCUAACUUAGGAAAAGGCACUUGCAAAAUUGAAGGCCUACACCAUCUAGUAAGCCAGGAGCUUACACUCCGGGAAGGUCAGGCCAACUACACCUUGCAUCAGAUAUGUAUCCUACUGGGUCAAAAGUUUUUUUUGUUCAGGAUGAAGGUGAGAGCGGCCUGGGGCUCUCUCUCAGAAAAAAAGUUGAAGGCUUGGGCAGAGGUUACCCACAUGGAAGCCAACAUCAAAGUCCACUCAGCCAUAUAUAAGAGAGCCCAGCAUGUAACCAUAUCUCUGGGGUGCUGGGCAGAAAUAUUUAAAAAAUAUCAAGAGCUCAAACCAGACUACCUCAGAAUAAGUACUCAGCUUAUGAAUCCCAAUGCAACUGGACUCCACAACACUGCAUUGCCAUGGUUUUGGAGCAUGGAUUUGAAGGGUGACACCUCCCAACAGACCUGUAUAUUUGAAUCUUACCAGGUUCACUGGCUAAGAGCAAAGGCCAUGUACAAUAGGUGGAUAGAAGAAGACAUUCUGGUGUGCCUCAAGGUGAAGCGGAUGUGGAACCAGUUCUCAGAACAGGCAGAGGAUUUAUUCCAGAGGCUAGGCAUAGUGGUUUGA
Molecule: messenger RNA, 1962 nt
Organism: Serpula lacrymans var. lacrymans S7.9
Lineage: Eukaryota; Fungi; Basidiomycota; Agaricomycetes; Boletales; Serpulaceae
Exons: 12
Coding region: 1-1962 (653 amino acids)
Source: RefSeq, a predicted model, not a curated record